AUGAAGCAGAAUUUACAGAAUCAGCCAGAGCACAUCAACCAGACAGAUAUGCCUGAGUUCAUGCUCCACUUGAAAGCAUUAACCAAACAGAAGGACAUCAAUAACUGUGCUACCACCAGAACUCAAGUGACUGAGGAAAGGAAAGCAAAGUGUCUACCCAAGGACUUGAAAUCUCGCCUGUUUUCCAUAUUGCUGAACUCUGAAUCUCAACAUCCAACGAUAAGUUUUCUAUCCAACAUGUCAGGAAAACUGGAUCUGUCCCUGGGGAUCACACUUGAAGAAGCAACACAAUGGUCUAAGUCUUUGGAUAUUCUCCUUGCUCAUCCAUGUGGUCUUGCAGCUUUCAGGGCAUUCCUCAAGUCAGAGUUCAGUGAGGAGAACAUUGAUUUCUGGUUGGUCUGUGAGGACUACAAGAAAACCAAAUCCACAGAUAAACUGGGUUCCAAGGCACAACAUAUUUACAGAGAGUUCAUUCGAAGUGAUGCUCCAAAGCAAGUCAACAUUGAUGGCACCAUGAGAGAUUUGCUCAGCCGGAGUGUUUUAGUGCCAACUCCAGGCUGUUUUGAGGGAGCCCAGAGAAUUAUCUUCAGUUUGAUGGAGAAAGACUCCUACCCCAGGUUUCUAAAAUCAGAUGCCUACACAAACCUAAUAAACAAGAUACAAGCCAGCAACAAUAAUAGAUAAAUGAAGAGUUUUCACCAACAGUAAGAUGAUGAAAACGUGGAUGGUCAAGACUGUAUUUCUCAUAUUUGUGUGCACUGCGGCCCUGCAUUGAACUAGAGGGAGAGAAAAUCUGCCAAGAAGCAGGAAAAGAAUAAAUAAUUAUUGUGACACAGUUAAAUUCUUUCAGAAGAAGGGCAAGGAGUACUGCCCAGCUUCAGGGACAAAUACAUUUCCACGUGCUGUGCCAUUUGUGUAUAACUGUGAGGCUUCUCUCCAAGACCAGGACCAUUUACUUUUCUUUCUUCAAAAGAAUUACAAGGAGAACGUAUGCCAAAUUUGAUUCAGUAGAGGAACAGUAAAAUAUGAACUUACCUUCCUCGGUCAUGUUUUUAGAAUGAACUGGAAAAUAUUUCAUCCAACUGUUGCAUACAAGCCAUGUGAAACAGUUUAGGCCUGGAUUGCUUUGCACUAUGCUUCAUCACAAAUUACGUAAUUACAUAUGAUGAUAAAAGUAUUUAUUUAUUAUUUCCAUUUCUUUUCUAAUUUUAAGUGAAUAAUUAAGAUCAAUGUCAUAGGAUCACAGUUUCUUUUUAAAUAUGCUUCUUUCAAUAAUGGUAGAGCCUGACCUCGGACCAUCGCAAGCAUUUAGGUGACUUGUUAGUGAGAGGUUAAGUGUGGGAGAGCUGAGAGCAGUUAACGCAAUUAUGACAUCAAUUACGAUAUCUCCACUGUUACCUCACUAACCAUCAUCCUGCAAGUUAUUUUCUGCAGGGACAAUCCUGACCCACUCAUGAGAGUCAGUCUGAAUGAACAGUUAUUGUAAUACCCUUAAUGAAGCUGGAUUAUAAUCAUUUACUCAUAAAGCAAAACUCCUUAUGAGAAAUAUCAUUGAUGGAGUCAUCAUAGCAGUAACAUGCUGUAGGAUGCCAGGGGAUUAUCAUUAGAAAAAUCCUCCUAACUCACUAAAGAACAGGUGACCAACCAGUUGUUCAAAGGUACUUACAUCUACCUGUCUGCCUGCCUUCUAUAUAUUUGAAUGAUUUCCUAUUGACAAUUGUAUUAGUCAUUCCGUGACAUCACCUGCAGCACAGAGCAUUAUGAUGAGGGAUAGUGAACAGUUUGAAGGAUACCUAUUGUUUAAGGUAAUAACACAUGCUUUUGGAUCACACCACUUGUCCGGCAAAGAAAUCAUAUUCACCAAUUUUCCUGCAACGUUAUCAAAACUUACUUUAUUUAAUUGGCUACACUUCUUCUGUUCGAUCCUGACAUUUUAUUCAGUCUGACUAGUGAUGCUAAUAACUAUAAAAGGGCAAUAAAACAUAUCCUGCAGUAAUUAAACUGACAGGAGAAUUCACAUCUUUUUCAGCUUGAUUGCAUUAACAUGUAGUGAAGUAUAUUGUUCAGUCGGAGAACAGAGUUAACCAUUUGCUCAAGGCCUUCGAUGUGUUCAGAUAAUGUUAACAAGCAGCUCGGCGGCUUUUUAUAACUUGGGCCCUUCCCAGACAUUAUGGCUGUAAACCAUCCACACUAAAGAAUAAAUGGGUACUCAGCCCGAAAGGUUGACUGCUUACUCUUUCCUAUCGAUGCUGCCUGACCUGCUGAGUUCCUCCAGCAUUCUGAAUGUGUUACUAAACACUCAUAGGCCAUGAACAUAGUAGACAGAUAUGAGAAAAAUAGUCAAAGAAGUAAUGUAAUUAAAAUAAAUAAUGUUCAUAAUAUGUUUUACUGUGCUCUACAUUUGUCUGUUGACUAAUUAUGCAGAAUAUUAAAUGAA
Messenger RNA from Hypanus sabinus (Atlantic stingray), 2437 nucleotides. RefSeq names its product regulator of G-protein signaling 21-like. NCBI's taxonomy places the organism in Eukaryota, Metazoa, Chordata, Chondrichthyes, Myliobatiformes, Dasyatidae. The transcript is spliced from 5 exons. Bases 1 to 684 code for a protein of 227 amino acids. The record is from RefSeq and is a predicted model, not a curated record.